AUGUCCGCCGGAUCAGCCAGCGAGAUUUCAAAGGGCCAGGUUGAUCUGCUAGAUUUCAUUGACUGGUCUGGUGUGGAAUGUCUCAACCAAAACUCAAGUCACUCUUUGCCUAAUGCUCUCAAGCAGGGAUAUAGAGAAGAUGAAGGUUUAAACUUAGAGAGCGAUGCUGAUGAACAACUUCUCAUCUACAUUCCAUUCAACCAAGUCAUCAAACUACAUUCCUUUGCUAUCAAAGGCCCUGCAGAGGAAGGUCCUAAAACAGUGAAGUUUUUCUCAAACAAAGAGCACAUGUGCUUCAGCAAUGUCAAUGAUUUUCCUCCAAGCGACACCGCUGAACUAACUGAAGAAAACCUCAAGGGAAAACCGGUGGUCCUUAAAUAUGUGAAGUUUCAGAAUGUUCGUAGCUUGACGAUCUUCAUUGAAGACAACCAAUCGGGUGCUGAGGUCACAAAGGUUCAGAAGAUCGCUCUCUACGGCUCAACGGUGGAGACGACUGAUAUGAAGGGAUUGAAAAAGAUUGAAGAUCACUGA
Microthlaspi erraticum is the source of this 531-nucleotide messenger RNA. Lineage: Eukaryota; Viridiplantae; Streptophyta; Magnoliopsida; Brassicales; Brassicaceae. The record is from the annotation of a GenBank genome assembly.